UUGUGACACGUCAAGGGCGGAGAGGAAAUUUUCUCACUCAAGUAUAUCCUUUCAAUUUCAAGGAUAUCUCGAUAUCCCCUAGAACCAUCCCUAUACUUCCAUCUAUCCACAUCUAUCCACAUCCUGUCAGCAAAGCAAGACACAAUGUCCACCUCCAACAUCCAAGCCACAGCCAUUAUCACAGGUGGCUUCCUCUCAGGAGCAAUGAUGUCGCUCUGCUUCAUAACCGUCCCAACUAUCUUGGAUACGGCGACUGAGGCGACACACCUGCAGAAGCAGUGGGCACGUAUGUAUCACUACGGACACUAUAUCUUACCAACCAUGGCCGUUGGUACGGGCCUUCUGCAUGGCUACACUUCGCUCAGCAAAUCUCGCGCUCAGCUACCCUGGCGGCUUUUCGCGCUCGCGGGCGUGACGGUCGUGAGCAUUGCGCCUUUCACCUGGAUCUUUAUGUUGACGACGAACAAUGAGCUUUUCCGGCUGGGCGCGCAGCCUCUUGUGCCGGAGAUGUCGCGAGUGAGGGGGCUGGUUGUGAAAUGGACCUGGCUACACUUUGCACGAUCGCUACUUACACUCACCGGAACGAUUAUGGCUGCAAUGGGCACGUUCUAGAGGUCUGAGUGAUAUUUGUGUAUCUAGAACACAGCAGGUUAUGAGCGAGGUGGUGGAU
This is a messenger RNA of Lindgomyces ingoldianus, 670 nucleotides long. RefSeq names its product DUF1772-domain-containing protein. The record is from RefSeq and is a predicted model, not a curated record. The transcript has 2 exons. Lineage: Eukaryota; Fungi; Ascomycota; Dothideomycetes; Pleosporales; Lindgomycetaceae. Bases 145 to 612 code for a protein of 155 amino acids.